AUGGAAGUGGAGUUCUCUGAGGAGGAAGGUACUCCUUUGGAGGAAGAGCAGAAGGCGCAGGCCCAGGAGUGUGCCCAAGAGGCCCUCUCAGACGAAAGCAGGGAUGUACAAGAGGCUGCAGUGGAGACAGACGAAGGGCUGGAGAGUCUCUCAAGAGGAUCCCAACACAAACUUUCUUUCCCGAGUGAGCUGGCUACACCAGGAGAUUGCGAGGAGUCAAUUCGGAAAUUUCAGGGAUUGUCACAGGAAAAAGCCAAUAAUGAAAAGGCUGAAGAAAACUUCAGGACUAGAGAUGGACCACAGAAGCAGGAAGGAAGAUGUGGAGUGAAGAGGAUUGUGAAGCCCAUUCCUUACCAAGGAGGGGGCUUCCGUGAAAUCCCACCCCAUGGCCGUCACCAGUGGACUCCUUCAGGAAGGUGGGGACCAUCUGUGAAGAUGGAAGUGGAGUUCUCUGAGGAGGAAGGGACUCCCUUGGAGGAAGAGCAGAAGGCGCAGGCCCAGGAGCGUGCCCAAGAGGCCCUCUCAGACGAAAGCAGGGAUGUACAAGAGGCUGCAGUGGAGACAGACGAAGGGCUGGAGAGUCUCUCAAGAGGAUCCCAACACAAACUUUCUUUCCCGAGUGAGCUGGCUACACCAGGAGAUUGCGAGGAGUCAAUUCGGAAAUUUCAGGGAUUGUCACAGGAAAAAGCCAAUAAUGAAAAGGCUGAAGAAAACUUCAGGACUAGAGAUGGACCACAGAAGCAGGAAGGAAGAUGUGGAGUGAAGAGGAUUGUGAAGCCCAUUCCUUACCAAGGAGGGGGCUUCCGUGAAAUCCCACCCCAUGGCCGUCACCAGUGGACUCCUUCAGGAAGGUGGGGACCAUCUGUGAAGAUGGAAGUGGAGUUCCUUGAGGAGGAAGGGUUUCCUUUGGAGGAAGAGCAGAAGGCGCAGGCCCAGGAGUGUGCCCAAGAGGCCCUCUCACACGACAGUGAAGAGACGGUGCUGAGCCGCCAUCUUUGUGGAAGAGUAGAAAUGGCUGCUGCCCCUGCAGUCCAGCACCGAAGAACGCAUACAGGGGAGAAACCAUUUGAAUGCUUAGAGUGUGGAAAGAGAUUCAGACUCAGUGGACAUCUUCAGCAACAUCAAAGAGCCCACACAGGGGAGAAACCUUUUGAAUGCUCAGUGUGUGGAAAGAAAUUCAGUCAGAGCAGCCAUCUGCAACAGCAUCUUCGAACCCACACAGGAGAGAAACCUUUUGAAUGCUUGGAGUGUGGAAAGAGAUUCAGUCUGAGUUCCGACCUUCAAAAGCAUCAAAGAACACACACAGGGGAGAAGCCUUUUGAAUGUUCAAAGUGUGGAAAGAGAUUCAGUCAGAGUGGUGAUCUUCAACAGCAUCUAAGAACCCACACAGGGGAGAAGCCGUAUGAGUGCUUAGAGUGUGGAAAGAGAUUCAGACUCAGUGGACAUCUUCAACAACAUCAAAGAGCCCACACAGGGGAGAAACCUUUUAAGUGCUCAGAGUGUGGAAAGAGAUUCAGUGUGUGUUCCAGUCUUCAACAGCACCGAAGAACGCACACAGGGGAGAAACCAUUUGAAUGCUCAGAGUGUGGAAAGAGAUUCAGUGUGAAUUCCAGUCUUCAACAGCAUCUAAGAACCCACACAGGGGAGAAGCCGUAUGAGUGCUUAGAGUGUGGAAAGAGAUUCAGACUCAGUGGACAUCUUCAACAACAUCAAAGAGCCCACACAGGGGAGAAACCUUUUAAGUGCUCAGAGUGUGGAAAGAGAUUCAGUGUGAGUUCCAGUCUUCAACAGCACCGAAGAACCCACACAGGGGAGAGGCCUUUUGAAUGCUCAGACUGUGGAAAGAGAUUCAGUCAGAGGAGCACUCUUAAAAAACAUGAGAGAACCCACACAGGGAAGAAACCCUUUGGAUGUUCAGGAGUGUGAAAGAGAUUCAGUCAGAGUGGCACUCUUCAACAGCAUCGAAGAACCCACACAGGGGAGAAACCUUUUGAAUGCUCAGAGUGUGGAAAGAGUUUCAGUUGGAGUAGCACUCUUCAACAGCAUCAAAGAACCCACACAGGUGAGAAACCAUUUGAAUGCUCAGAGUGUGGAAAAAGAUUCAGUCGGAGUGGUCAUCUUCAAAAGCAUCAAAGAACCCACACAGGUGAGAAACCAUUUGAAUGCUCAAAGUGUGGAAAGAGAUUCAGUAUGAGUUCCAAUCUUCGAAAGCACCAAACAACCCAUACAGGGGAGAAGCCUUUUUCAUGCUCAGUCGCAGUAGCCAUCUUCAACGACAUCAGUCGCAACAGUGAAGAGAUGGUGUGGAACCGUCAGCUUUGCGGAGGAGAGGAAACGGCCACUGCCCCUGCAGUCCAGGGUCCCUUUUCCUUGGAGGAGGUGGCUGUCUCAUUUCCUGAGGCAGGAAGGUCUCUGCUGGAUCCGGGCCAAAGAGCUCUGUACAGUGAAGUAAUGCUAGAGGACUAUGGGAACGUGGCCGCUCUGGAAAGCGGGGAUGUUCAAGAGGCUGCAGUGGAGACAGACGAAGGGCUGGAGAGUCUCUCAAGAGGAUCACCACACAAUAUUCCCUUCCCGAGGGAGCUGGCUGCCAGAGAUGGCGAGGAGUCAGUUGGGAAAUUUCAGGGAUUCUCUGAGGAAAAAGCAAAGAAUGAAAAGGCUGAAGGAAACUUCGAGAAUAGAGAUGGACCAGAGAAGCAAGAAGGAAACUGUGGAGUGAAGAGGAUGCUGAGGUCCAUUCCUUACCAAGUAGGGGGCUUCCAUGAAAUCCCAGACCAUAGCCAUAACCAAUGGACUCCCUCAGGAGUAAACUUAUUCAUCUGCUCCAAGACUGGAAUGACGUUCUCCAAUUGGAGAAAGGGUAAUGUAUGUUUUCCAAAGAACAGUAUAAUGAAGGCAUGGAAAUGCGGUUAUUGCAGAAAGUACUUCAGAUACAGACCACAGCUUCUUGUACACCAAAAGUUACACGCAGCACAGAAGCGUUUUGAAUGCUCAGAGUGUGGAAAGAGAUUCAUUCACACUGGCCAUCUGCAACGACAUCAGACAGUCCACACAGGGGCGAAACCAUAUGAAUGCUCAGAGUGUGGAAAGAGAUUCACUCAGAGUGGCCAUCUACAACAGCAUCAAAGAACCCAUACAGGGGAGAAACCAUUUGAGUGCUCAGAGUGUGGAAAGAGAUUCAGUGUGAGUUCCAGUCUUCGAAAGCACCAAACAACCCACACAGGGGAGAAGCCUUUUGAAUGUUCAAAGUGUGGACAGAGAUUCAGUCGGAGUGGCCAUCUUCAAAAGCAUCAAAGAAUUCACACAGGGGAGAAGCCUUUUGAAUGUUCAGAGUGUGGAAAGAGAUUCAGUCAUAGUGCCAAUCUUCGGUAUCAUCAAAAAACCCACACAGGGGAGAAACCAUAUGAAUGCUCAGAGUGUGGAAAGAGAUUCAGUCGGAGCAGCAAUCUUCAACAGCAUCAAAGAACCCAUACAGGGGAGAAACCAUUUGAAUGCUCAGAGUGUGGAAAGAGAUUCAGUGUGAGUUGCAGUCUUCUAAAGCACCAAAUAACCCACACAGGGGAGAAACCAUUUGAAUGCUCAGAGUGUGGAAAGAGAUUCAGUGAGAAUUCCAGUCUUCUAAAGCACCAAAUAACCCACACAGGGGAGAAGCCUUUUGAAUGUUCAGAGUGUGGACAGAAAUUCAGUCGGAGUGGUCGUCUUCAAGAGCAUCAAAGAACCCACACAGGAGAGAAGCCUUUUGAAUGCUCAGAAUGUGGGAAAAAGAUUCAGUCGUAGUGCCAGUCUUCAGUAUCAUCAAAAAACCCACACAGGGGAGAAACCUUUUGAAUGUUCAGAGUGUGGACAGAGAUUCAGUCGGAAUAGCAAUCUUCAACAGCAUCAAAGAUCCCACACAGGGGAGAAACCUUUUGAAUGUUCAGAGUGUGGAAAGAGAUUCAGUCGGAAUGCCCAUCUUCAAGACCAUCAGAGAACCCACACAGGGGAGAAACCUUUUGGAUGUUCAGAGUGUGGAAAGACAUUUGGUCAGAGUUCCCAUCUUCAAGACCAUCAGAGAACCCACACAGGGGAGAAACCUUUUGAAUGCACAGUGUGUGGAAAGCGAUUCAGUUGGAGGGGUGAUCUUCGGAAGCACCAGAGAAUCCACACAGGGGAGAAACCAUUUGAAUGCUCAUAUUGUGGAAAGAGAUUCAGUCAGAGUGGCCAUCUUCAAGACCAUCAAAGAACUCAUCCAGGGAGAGAAAUCCUUUGAGUCCUUAGAGCGUGGAAAGAGAUUAAGCUGGAGUUGGACUUUUUGACAACAUCUACCAGCUGACGUAAGGGGAAACCAUGUAAUCCCUUAGGCCACUAAAAGAGUACACUUAUUUCACAAAUAAAAGACAACUGGAGACCACAUAAAGCAGCGAAACAAUAUAAACCCUUGUAAAAAUCUUUAAUCUAAUCCGAAAUCUUUAGGCGUGUCUGAAGCCCUCAGAUAGAUCCCAGAAGGGAGAAAGCAAAGAUGGGAUCUGCCAGUUUAAGUAGAUCCAAGAUCAGCUCCUGUCUCCUUUAGCACAGAGGAUUCCACAGAAGGGAGUGUUAGUUAUUUAAAGGGCUGAAAUUUGUUUUAACUUCAUUGUGAGGCCUCACUCUACACCUUUUCUACCUAAAAAGAUAGGAAGAUGUCUCUCUGUCUCUGUGCUGACACAAGGAAAGAACUGCUAUUUCAUGAUGACCUUCCACGUUGCCAGAAUUAACAGCUGGAUGCAGGUGGGACGGAUGUUGUCCCAUUCAGUUCUGAUCACAGGACAUAGGAACUUUCUCUAGAAUCCAGGAACUUUUGGCGAAGCUUUGAAACAUAAAGUUUGUGAUUAGUACUUAAUGAUCACAGCCAGAUAUGUGAAAAACAAGAAUUGUUGCCUGAAUCUUUUGGUGAGAUUCAUUGAGAAGAGAUGACUGAAUUUUGUGAAUAUAUAGAAAUAGUUUAAAGGUUUUUAUAUGUCCCUGGCAGAUGAUGCUUCCAGAAGAGGAUUGUGGAGGAGAGAUAAGGGUUACCCAAAGAGCCUGAUAGGGUAUACAGUAUUGAUCUGUUCCGAGUUAUAUCAAAGAUUAUAUACCUUUGAAAGGGAGUUUUUGUUAACUUGGAAAUUUCUCCAAUUGGACAUAUAUUCUCUUGGCAAUUAUCUUUUCCAACAAAUGAUCCUAGGAUUGUUUUUGUAAAUAUUCCACUCAUUCUCAUGUAAACAAAAGAUAAACAAGCUACUUGGGUUUCUUGGAUGGUCUCGGAGGAAGAGUGAGGUGGAAUAAAGAUUGUAGAAAUUA
Molecule: messenger RNA, 5295 nt
Organism: Heteronotia binoei (common prickly gecko)
Lineage: Eukaryota; Metazoa; Chordata; Lepidosauria; Squamata; Gekkonidae
Product: zinc finger protein 850-like
Biological process (GO): regulation of transcription by RNA polymerase II
Molecular function (GO): RNA polymerase II cis-regulatory region sequence-specific DNA binding; DNA-binding transcription factor activity
Source: RefSeq, a predicted model, not a curated record